Sporothrix brasiliensis 5110 is the source of this 732-nucleotide messenger RNA. RefSeq lists its product as uncharacterized. The coding region runs from base 1 to 732 and encodes 243 amino acids. Gene Ontology annotation, cellular component: cytoplasm. The record is from RefSeq and is a predicted model, not a curated record. Gene Ontology annotation, biological process: protein depalmitoylation. Gene Ontology annotation, molecular function: palmitoyl-(protein) hydrolase activity; carboxylic ester hydrolase activity. NCBI's taxonomy places the organism in Eukaryota, Fungi, Ascomycota, Sordariomycetes, Ophiostomatales, Ophiostomataceae. The transcript is spliced from 2 exons.
AUGUCCCGGUUGGCCCCCCUUGUGUUCCCCGCGGCGGGCCCGCGGCACACGGCGACGGUGAUCUUUGCACACGGCCUCGGCGAUUCGGGCCAUGGCUGGGCCUCGGCCGUCGAGAACUGGCGCCGCCGGCAGCGCCUGGACGAGGUCAAGUUUAUCCUGCCGCACGCGCCCGCCAUCCCCAUUACCGUCAACAUGGGCCACCGGAUGCCGGGCUGGUACGACAUUGCUGCCCUUGGCGGCUCGGCUGAUUUGCUCCGCGAAAACGAGGACGAGGCCGGCAUGCUCGAGAGCCGCGACUACUUCCGCCAGCUUGUCCAGCAGGAAGUCGACAGCGGCAUCCCCGCCAGCCGCAUUGUCCUUGGCGGUUUCUCGCAGGGCGGUGCCGUCGCGCUCUUCUCGGGCCUCACCAGCCCCGUCAAGCUGGCCGGCAUCGUCGGCAUGUCCACCUACCUGCCGCUGACCCUCAAGCUGGAGUCGACGUACCUGCCCAAGGCACCCGCCGUCAGCGCCAAUGCCCAGACGCCCAUCAUUAUGUGCCACGGCACCCUCGACCCCGUGCUGCCCUUCCAGCUGGGCCGCAUGUCCAAGGACAAGCUGGCGCAGCUGGGCUACCCGAUCGAGUGGAAGGAGUACCAGAUGCCGCACACGGCCACGCCGCAGGAGCUGGACGACGUCGAGGCCUUUUUGCACAAGGUGCUGCCCGAAACGUCGGUUGGCAAGACGGAACUGUAA